Molecule: messenger RNA, 312 nt
Organism: Salvia splendens (bonfire salvia)
Lineage: Eukaryota; Viridiplantae; Streptophyta; Magnoliopsida; Lamiales; Lamiaceae
Exons: 1
Coding region: 1-312 (103 amino acids)
Biological process (GO): regulation of DNA-templated transcription
Source: RefSeq, a predicted model, not a curated record
AUGGGCUCAAAGCCGAGGAUCCCGGCCACAACCGCCGCUGGAAGGCUGAAGAGGAGGCUCUCAAACUCCAGCAGGAGGCUCAGAAAGCGCCAGCUCUGCCCACGCAAUUCCACCAACAGCGAUUCGUCAGUCUCCGGCAAGCUAGCGGCGCUGAGGAGCCUCAUCCCCUCCGAAAUCGGAGAUGCGAAGCCUGACCAGCUGUUCCUCGAAACCGCCGACUACAUCGUGCUCCUCAAAACUCAGGUGCUUGUUUUGCAGAAAUUGGUCGAUUUUUAUGGAUCGCAGUCGCAGGAGAAUCGCGACGGUGUGUAG